This is a messenger RNA of Brenthis ino (lesser marbled fritillary), 1326 nucleotides long. NCBI's taxonomy places the organism in Eukaryota, Metazoa, Arthropoda, Insecta, Lepidoptera, Nymphalidae. The record is from the annotation of a GenBank genome assembly.
AUGGAUUUCUUUAGAAGAUUAAAGAAAGCUACCUACUCUACCUAUAAGGUUUCAGAAGCAAACAUGUUGAAGUUCACCAGAAUGAAAUAUGUACCGCUGCUGAUUUUUCAGCUUAUUCUCAUGGUUUUAUACUUUAUUUUCGUGAGAUAUGGCGGAGAUAAAGAUCAUGAUAUAAGAGGUUUCGAGGGUACCCAUGUGAUGAUUUUCAUAGGUUUUGGAUUUUUGAUGACGUUUUUGAAGAAAUACAGUUACAGCGCAUUGGGUUUUAACUGGUUUUUAGCCGCUUUAGUUAUCCAAUGGGCGCUUCUCUGUCAAUCUUUUUAUCAUAUGACAGAUAACAUCAUUUAUAUCACCAAGAAAAGUUUAUUGGAGGCUGACAUAAUGUCAGCAACAGUACUUAUAACUUUCGGGGCGGUGCUCGGCUUGGCGAGCGGAUUACAGUUACUAUUCAUUGGUAUAGUCGAAGUUGCUGUCGCAUGCCUUAACUUUUGGCUGGUGGCGGAUAUAUUCAAGGCUGCUGAUGUGGGUGGGUCGAUGGCUAUACAUGCGUUUGGAGCGUACUUCGGUCUAGGAGUAAGUUGGGCUCUAAAAUCGAGGAAAACUAAAACUGAUACCCCGACUACAACUCCCACGGUCGAUUUAAACGGUCCCAGUUAUAUAUCCGACGUUACUGCUAUGAUAGGUUCGAUAUUCUUGUGGAUAUAUUGGCCAUCGUUCAACUCCGGCUUGACAAGUACAAACAGCGAAUAUCAAAGGGCAGUUAUCAAUACAUAUCUGUCAUUAGCAGCGGCCACAGUAACAACUUUCGUACUAUCAUCAGCUGUAAGCAAACACCAUGGCAAGUUAGACAUGGUUCACAUACAGAAUUCUACAUUAGCCGGCGGAGUCGCUGUAGGAUCGGUAUGCAAUAUGCACGUUGGGGCCGGUGGGGCGAUAGCAAUCGGUAUUGGAGCAGGACUGAUCAGUGUUUUGGGAUACAGGUUUUUAACUCCACUAUUAUCAAAACACGGUGUACCAGACACCUGCGGCGUGAAUAAUUUGCACGGGAUGCCUGGAAUAUACUCAGGCUUAUUAUCUAUACUUUUUGCUGCUAUCGCUACUAAAGAACAGUAUGGUACUGAGCUAGAUACCGUUUUCAUUGGUAUGGAUGGGGACGGAAGAACUGCAGCGAACCAAGCGCUUAAACAAUUUUUCGCUCUGCUCGUCACUGUUGGAAUAUCGAUUGGUGGCGGCGUUGUAACUGGUCUUCUUGCUAGGGCUCCAAUUCUGGAACCGUUGAAAGACCACGAAAAAUACGACGACGAAGUUAACUGGGAACUACCUCAG